AUGGCUCCCACAACGGGUCUAGAAGUCCCAAAGGACUCGGACCGUACCGUUUCUUCCGCAUCUACCAUCGCCGGUGACCAACUGUCCGAAAAGGCGGCCUACUUGAGUGGAGGAGAUGACGAAAAACAACAAGACAAGCAGGAGAAGCAAGACGACGUCUCUUCCAAUGCAGCCACCGAUGUGCCCGAUGAUACCGAAUAUCCGUCUGGUAUCAAGAUGUUCUUCAUCGUUGUUGCUCUCGUCAUGAGCAUCUUCUUGCUGUCACUUGAUAUGACCAUUGUGGCCACUGCCAUUCCCAAAAUCACCGACGAGUUCAAGGGUCUCGAUAAAGUUGGUUGGUAUGGUGCCGCCUUCUUCAUGACUGUCGGAGCUAUGCAGUCGACUUGGGGUAAGGUUUACAAAUACUUUCCACUCAAGACAUCCUUCCUCAUCGCCAUCUUCAUCUUUGAGCUCGGAUCCGUCAUUUGCGGAGCUGCUCCCAACGCCGAAGCCCUGAUUACCGGACGUGCCAUCGCCGGUGUUGGUGCUGCUGGUCUCGGUGCCGGCGCUUACACUAUUAUUGCCUUUUCUGCUCCUCCCAAGAAGCGACCUGCUUUCACUGGUAUCCUCGGUGCUUCCUACGGAUUUGCUAGUGUGAUUGGACCCCUCCUGGGUGGUGCUUUUACCGAUAAUGUCAGCUGGCGAUGGUGUUUCUACAUCAAUCUCCCUAUUGGAGGUCUUUCCGCUCUCGUCAUCUUGAUCUUCUUCCAGACUCCCAAGAAUGCCGUGCCUGUCAAGGCGCCCCUUCUGGAAAAGUUCCUCCAGAUGGAUCCUCUCGGUAUUGUUCUGAUGAUGGGCGCCACUGUUACCUACAUCCUUGCCGUUCAGUACGGUGGUGUCGCUCACGCCUGGAACUCUUCCGUCGUUAUUGGUCUUCUUGUUGGUUUCGUCGCCAUCACCGCCGCCUGGGCUGCUCUUCAGUACUUCCAGGGUGAGCGAUCCAUGGUUCCUCCCAGACUGGCUAGGGAGCGCACCAACUGGGUCAUGAGCGCCUUUGCCUUCAUCUUCGCUGGUGGUUUCUUCGCCGCCAUCUACUACAUUCCUAUUUACUUCCAGUCUGUCCAUGGAACGAACCCGACUAUGAGCGGUGUUCGCAACCUUCCCUUCAUCAUUGCUGUUACCAUUUCCACCAUUUUGAGUGGCACUUAUGUUUCCAUCACCGGUCGAUACCAGCCCAUGCUCCUUGGUGGAGGUGUUGUUGCCACCAUCGGCGCUGGUCUUUUGUACAUGCUCGAUGUCGACUCUUCCACUGGUGAGUGGAUUGGAUACCAGAUUGUUGCUGGACUUGGCUGGGGAACUGCGUUCCAGAUUCCCAUGAUUGCUGUCCAGGGCUCAGUUCCCCCUGAGGACCUUGCUUCCGCCACUGGCAUGCUGCUCUUCUUCCAAAGCAUCGGUGGUGCUUAUCUCGUCUCUGGUAGUCAGGCUGCUUUCAUCAAUCAGAUGGUCGGCCAUGUGCUCAAGAACGCACCUCAAGUCGACCUGGGCACUCUUGUCCUGACCGGCGCCACCGAGAUUCGACACGCAUUCCCUGCUGAUCAGCAGCCCCUCGUCAUUGAAGGCUACAUGUCUGGCCUCAAGGUCGUGUUCGCCAUGUGUAUUGCUGCCACUGGAGUUGCCACUCUCAUCGGAUGCUUCACUCGCUGGUCGAAGCUCAAGCAGGAGAACAUGACUGGCGGAGGCAUGGCUUAA
Pochonia chlamydosporia 170 is the source of this 1728-nucleotide messenger RNA. RefSeq names its product drug:H+ antiporter-2. Gene Ontology annotation, biological process: transmembrane transport. Lineage: Eukaryota; Fungi; Ascomycota; Sordariomycetes; Hypocreales; Clavicipitaceae. The transcript has 4 exons. Gene Ontology annotation, molecular function: transmembrane transporter activity. The record is from RefSeq and is a predicted model, not a curated record. The coding region runs from base 1 to 1728 and encodes 575 amino acids.